Molecule: messenger RNA, 1261 nt
Organism: Triticum dicoccoides
Lineage: Eukaryota; Viridiplantae; Streptophyta; Magnoliopsida; Poales; Poaceae
Product: proteasome subunit beta type-5-B-like
Exons: 4
Coding region: 297-800 (167 amino acids)
Source: RefSeq, a predicted model, not a curated record
CGGCAGCCUUGAUCCCCUCCUUCCUCCCCAGUCCCCACCGCCGCCACGAACUCCUACUCCGACACGAACUCUGCUGAAGCCCGCUCCCAUGGUUCCCGUCAUCGACAUGGACUCUUUGCCCGUUCCGCAAGCCGAAGGCACCACCUACAGAAAGGACUCGAGUCCCUCGAUCGAAAUCCCGGGUCAGACCGGAUCGCGGCGGUCGGCGGCGCCACGACAGGUUGCCGUCCUGCAGUCCUACUCACGGGACAAGCUGCGUUCGCGGUGCGCUCUCGCUGCCCGCCGGCUUCGACGGUAUGGGCCGGGGCGCCGCCCUUCCGCAGAUCCGCAAUCGAGUCGUGCGUCCGGUCUGCCGCCUCCCCUCGACGUCCACGGCUCUGUGCUCUUCCGUGUUCUCUCCUAGCGCAGGCUGUGGGGGCGCUACGUUUCUUUGCACGCCUCAUCUCCAAGCACGAAGCCACGGCGAAAUGGCCUGGUCUUGGUACUAUGUUGAUAGCGAGGGUGCAAGGCUCAAGGGAAGCAGCCGGUUCUGUAGUUCUUUGUAUGCUUAUGGUAUCUUGGAUGAGGGUUACAAAUUCAACAUGUCAGUUGAGGAAGCUGCUGAGUUAGCAUGGCGGGCUUUUAUCACGCAAUAUUCUGUGACAGAGCUAGUGGUGGCUGUGUUCCUGGUGGGCUUGACAGACCAGUUUUUAUCCGGAAGAAAGGCCUUUAGUGUGCGUUUGGAUCUGAAGAAACAAAGCAAGAUAUGGCUGUCAUUCCUCCUAACUUGGCUAGUUACUAGUAUCUCCUUGAUCCUUUGAUAAGGUAGUCUUGGCGAGUGUUUGGGCAAUAGAGAACAUAACUUGGCAAUUUAUGUACUCCCUCCGUCCCAAAAUUCUUGUCUUACAUUUUUCUAGAUAUGGAUGUAUCUAAUACUAAAACGCGACUUGAUACAUCUGUAUUUGGACAAAUCUAAGACAAGAAUUUUGGGACGGAGGGAGUACAUGUUUACUGUAUUCAUUUAUUCAAGAUCAGAAGCUUAGGCCGUGUUCGGAGGCUCUCCACUCCUGGAGCGGCCGGAGCCGUAGUUAAAAAAUCAUGGAGCGGGCAAAAGACGUACUCCGCAGAUCCUUGUAUUCUGCGGAGCUGGGGGAGUGCCGAACAGGGCCUUAAAUUCUGAACUUUAUAGUUCAGGAGUAGGUACCUCCUGAUGUACCGGUGUAAUUUAAUAGUUUCAUCGAAUGUGAAUCAGAAGUAUAUGUUGUUAACAUAGUUGGGUAUA